Molecule: messenger RNA, 3258 nt
Organism: Calliphora vicina (urban bluebottle blowfly)
Lineage: Eukaryota; Metazoa; Arthropoda; Insecta; Diptera; Calliphoridae
Gene: Grip128
Product: gamma-tubulin complex component 5
Exons: 7
Coding region: 58-3171 (1037 amino acids)
Biological process (GO): mitotic cell cycle; meiotic cell cycle; microtubule nucleation
Cellular component (GO): centrosome; equatorial microtubule organizing center; gamma-tubulin complex
Molecular function (GO): microtubule minus-end binding; gamma-tubulin binding
Source: RefSeq, a predicted model, not a curated record
AAUUUUCUUAAACAUUUAUUCAUUUUUGGGGUUUAUAUUAUUAAAGAAAUACCAGAAAUGUCUGCCCAAGAUCAAAGAACAGAUAUUAUACAGGAAUACAUACCAGAAUUGGUGAGACAAUUGACUGGUUUUGCGGAUGAUGAUAUCAAUAUGGAACAUUGCGUCCACUUUGGCUGGAAUAUUAUACGCAAUCAUCGUAAUUUGAGUACCAAUAGUCAUGAUGUACGGCGCAAAAUUGAGGGUAUACAAGAACGUUUUCGUGCCGAAAACUGUCCGGAAUAUGCCGACUACUUGGGUAGACUGUGUGAUGAGGUGGUAAAGCAUCCCUUGUGUGUAGAUCAUUAUGAGGUUGAUGUUCACUGGUCUUUAUUAGAUUUUUUAUUUACUUUGGCCUAUAAUCCAACGGGAGCACUGAGAAAGAAUAAAAAUAAAAUUGUCAUACAACCGGCCAUAAGUGAAGAAGUUGAUGAUCAGGACGAGGAAAAAGAAUAUUGGAAAAAUGUCCUUAAAGAAGAUUUUAUACCGAUGCCAGCAAGUGUUAGCAGUGAUUCAGAAUUGAGUGAUUGGUCAGAUCACGAAGAAAGUCCAAGUCCCACCAAUAAUGAAACAACCGUGGCAGAAAAUCUCACCUUAGAAGAUGUGAAAAGUUUAACAUCAUUCAAUCAAUCAAUGUUAGGCGAACUUAAACCACCCGAAAAAUCUAUACCAUUUCGAAAAUUUGAUGCCACCAAUGCCAAGGAAAAACUACAAGACCUCAUACAGCAUUCUUGGUGGAAAACAAAAAAUUAUGAGCACCGUAAUGCCAUCAUAGAGAGCAAACACAAAGAUGCUAAUUUUGCCCAAAGCUACAGUAGAUACUUAAGUGAAACCUCCAAUAAUUUGAUACGUUUUUGCGUACCUAUCACCAUAAGCGAACAGCAUGUAAUGCGUGAAUUGCUGUGGAUGUUUCAUAUGCCACAGAAAUGUAGUAUGUUCACCAUUAAUGAAGACAAUCAAUUGAAAUUAAAAGAUAAUGUAACCAUACCUUCAUGUAGCGUGAGCUCUUUUGAGUCUUAUAUAGAAGAAAAUUUCCUACCCUUCAUAAAUAUGAUGCAAAUUUUGAGAAAUUUUCACAAAUCAAUAUACAGCUGUGAAGAUCGUGUGCCUCCUCGUACUUUGGAAUGUUAUGCUGCCAAUUUAAAUUUACAUUUAUCCCCAAUUUGGCAAGAUUUAUUGGCUUAUGAAAAGCGUUUGUUAAAUCCACAAGACUUUCAUAUUAAUACUUUAAUUAAUAUGCGCUUGUCACUAAAAGAUGCUUUGCGACAUUUAGAAUCAUUGUUUGAAUGUCAUCAGCAGGUCGUCUUAAAUUGGCGACAAUAUCCCUCCCACAUAUCAGCUGCAUUUCUUUUGGCCAGUUUAAUGCAUUGUUAUAAGGUGGAAUGUAAUGUCGAAAAAUCAAAUUUAUUUAUAUCCUUGCUGCUGGCUUCCAUAAAAGUAUUUUGUGAAAUAAUUGAUACCUGGUGGACAGAAGGAAGAUUGGAUGAUUGGCAACAAGAAUAUAUAGUCGAAAGAGUCAGCAAUGUCGACCACACAGUAUGCAUGCGUGAAUAUUGCAAAAAUAAACGUAAAGCCUUCUUUGUACCAAACCAUGUUAGCAAAAUGAUCGAAGAAAAUAGUCUAUUUCAUCUAAUGCAGGAACAUUCUCUAGAGGCUGGUCGUACUCUUAACCUGCUUUAUGAAAUUAAUCGCAUUGGUGACUUGCGUUACAAGUGCGAUGCUAUGCAGGGUAAAUUGUAUAACGUUUUCAUAGACGAUUUUCUCAAGCAGGUCAAAACUGUACAAAUCGAAGUAGAAAAAGAAUCUGGAGCCAGUGGAACCACCGAUGAAGUGUCCGAAGAUAGUGGUUACUGCAAUGAAGCUGCCACAAAUACUCCUAAGCCCAAAGAGGAGAGUAUCCUGAAUAAUUUAACCACCCAAGAUGAAUUUCUACUAAUGGCCUUUGCCUUAAAUACCAGUCAGGAAGAUUUAACCGCCAACAGUUGUUUUACAGAAAAUGACCAGCCGGAACAUUGUGAGGCCAUGGCUGGUGAAACUUUAAAUGCUCGUACCAUAUUCGAUUUAUUGCAAAAAUCUAAAAAUUAUUUGCCAUUAGAGGAAGCUGUUAUAAAUUCUUUAAACAGAAUAUUGAAAAUACGCAUUGCCUUUGCGAAUUGUUUUGUUAUGCGUCUGUAUCGUGAUGAAUUUAUGAUAUUGAAGCAUUUACAAAAUAUACGAAAAGUUCUACUAAUGGAGGCCAGUGAUUUGAUGCAUCAAUUUUAUAGUAAAUUAUUUCAACAGAUUGAAUCUGGUGAAACUUGGGCCAAUCCUUCUCUCCUCACCAUGCAACUUGACGAUAUUAUUUGUGCCAAAUAUCCCGAAAUGUCUUCUCUUUUUCGUUUGGAAAUCAAUUCAGUAUUUAGAUGUCAAACCACCAAAGUUGUCGAGGCUGUUGAAGAAAUUGUUGUAACAUACAACUUAAGUCGAGAAUUGGCCCACAUAAUCAGUGCUGAGGAUAUACAAUCGUACAAUAAAGUUUUUUGUUUCCUGCUAAAGGUCAAAUGGGGCAUUACCACUCUCGAAAAGCUGCAAUUUGCUCGCAGUCACAAGCGGCGCAUACCGUAUGCCAAAUUUGAAAUGAUUGACUUGAUAAUGCGCCGUUUGGAGCAGUUACGUUUUUGGAUGAUGUAUGCCAUACAGAGUAUACAUUUUCAUCUAAUGACACAUGUGCUGCAAUCAAUGGGCGAACAGCUGAAUAUUAAAAUUGAUAAUUGUGUGAAUCUCAAAGAAAUGGAAAUGGUUCAUAAAUCUUAUUUGAGUACGGUGUGUGAACAUUGCUUUUUGACCGAUAGCGUAUUAACAAUUAAGACGGGAGUGGAACAACUAUUAAGUUUGGUUUCGAUUUUACGUGGUGAAUGGUUGAGUUGUGUUAAAUACAUUGAAAGCAAUAGUCCUCUGGCCAUUGAUUUAGAUGACACUUCUGAUGAGUAUGCUGAUACAGAUUUUGUCACCAAUUCUCAAAUAGAUGCCAUGGAAUUUACGUACAUUUGUUGCCAUCAAUAUUUGGCCAAUAUAUUGAAUGAUCAGGUUUAUUUGCAAAAGAGAACAUUUUUAUCUGGUUUAAGAGCGGCCUUUAAUACCAGUUUGCCACAUUAGUGUCUUAUCUAAUAAUUCCUUUUGGUUUGAAAGAGUUUCCGUUGUUGUGUUGAUUAUUAAAAGUAUUAAGAAAUUUGAAUACAGGAA